CUAUCAGCAGCAUGUUUCAUUGUAGUGGUGUAUCAUUGAUGGGAUAAAUGGACUGGUGCUUAUAUAGUGAUUUUCUAUUUUCAUGUGGACUAAAGUAGUGGACUGACCAACAGACUGACAUUAACAUCAGAGCCGUGCUGCUAGUGUGGCUAAAAGAAAAGAGAAGAAGAGACAGUCAUGUUGAUAUGAACAUUAGAGAAACACAUCAUGGAGCUGAAAUAUGAUCCUGCUUCCUCAUUUGGACUCAUUCACCUCAGCUGACACAUUCAACAGCAGACAGGUUUUUGUAGCAGUCUGUCUCACUGUGAGAGGAGGAUGGUACUACAUCUUUGGCUCUGGAACUAAACUGUCUGUAACAGAUGAGCAGGUAGUGAAGCCCGUGGUGAGCGUGUACCCAGCAGCAUCCAGAGCCCACCUGGAGGGGAACAGCUCCCUGCUGUGUGUGGCCUCAGCCAUGUUUCCUCCUCUGGUCCAGUUCUCCUGGAAAAGACAGAAGAAGAACGGCGGAGAACCGGAGGAGCUGCCCCCUGCUGAGGGAGAGCAGCUGGAGCUCAGAGAGUCGGGACGCACCAUUGCCAUCAGGAUGGUUGAUGGGAGUGAUUCUGACACAUAUAAAUACAGCUGCUGGGUGAAGCACGAGGGGGGCACAGUGGAGGCCCAAACACAACAAGAGGUUCCAGCUCCAGCAGCCUCCUGUCCUCCAGAGAGAGAGCCAGCAGACCUGCCAGCUCUGCAGCCAGCUGACUUGUCCUUCCAGUCUCAGUGCAGGGUGAAGCUGCUCUGCCUGCUGUACACAGUGCUGAUAGUGAAGAGUCUGGUGUACUGCUGUGGACUCUCUCUGCUGAUGAUCCUCACAAACAAGGGACCGUCCACCAACUGCACACAUGCUGACUGACUGUUUUCUGCUCGCCUUUUCUCACCAUCAAAUCUCAUCAAUUCAUCUCAUUCAUCACUUUGAUCAGUAUCACAAAUGUUAGUUAUGAUGUGUUGUGCUUAUUUUGGCUUUUUAUUCAAUAGUUAGAAGAUCAUCUGAAAUAAAUACAUCUUUACAUGUAUUGUUACUCUGAGUUAGAAUUCUUUUUGUACUUAUUGUGACU
Molecule: messenger RNA, 1097 nt
Organism: Oreochromis niloticus (Nile tilapia)
Lineage: Eukaryota; Metazoa; Chordata; Actinopteri; Cichliformes; Cichlidae
Product: immunoglobulin lambda-1 light chain
Exons: 4
Coding region: 221-895 (224 amino acids)
Source: RefSeq, a predicted model, not a curated record